Molecule: messenger RNA, 3332 nt
Organism: Tetranychus urticae (two-spotted spider mite)
Lineage: Eukaryota; Metazoa; Arthropoda; Arachnida; Trombidiformes; Tetranychidae
Product: lateral signaling target protein 2
Cellular component (GO): early endosome membrane
Molecular function (GO): metal ion binding
Source: RefSeq, a predicted model, not a curated record
CUUGAUUCACAACAAAUUUUCUUCACAAUGUUUGUUUCAAUUAACCCCGAUUACUUCAACAAAUUUAAGUUCCCUGAUCAAUGUGAGAUUUAAUUUUAAUACUGUGUUUAUCAAGGAUUAAUUAAAAAUACAGGUUUAUGUGAUUUCUGUUGGUUAAUAACAAUCUUGACUGUUUGUUAUUUGGGAUUUGCUUUCCACUGUUUUUGUAUUUCUUAAGCUCACUUUCUGAGCACAAUUUUUCUUAUCUUAAUUUUGUAAGGCAUACACCACUGCAAGAUGUACUCUCUGCGUAAAUGGUUCGCUGCUAAAAUGUUUGCUCAACAAGCUGUUCUAAACAGUGAAAAUAAUCAACGUAAUGGUAACUUUAGCCGACUAUUUGGUAACAGUUUUAAUCAGGCCAAUGGAAACAAUCAAGAUUUUCUUCAUCGACAAGACACAUUGCUUCAAUUUUAUUAUGCUGAUGAAGAGUUGAAUAUGGUUGCCUCUGAAUUAGAUUCAUUUGAUGGUCGACGUGAUCCUGUUCGAUGUACUAAUCUAGUAAAUCAAUUGAGGUCAGCACAGGAUAAACUCAUAACCAUAUUAUUUCGUCUCAUGGACGAAUGGAACUGUGAAAGAACAUCGAGGGACUAUCGUAUAAAAUUUCCAGAUGAUUUGUUAGCUGGAAAUGAAAAUGGUGAAUCACUGAAUGGGCAAAUAUGGUUUGGUGCUGAAUGCUUAGCCGCUGGGUCCAACAUCAUGAACCAUGAGUCAGAAUCAGAUGCCCUUCGACCAAUCGCUAAAACAUUGACUGUAAAACUUGACCAACUUCGAUUAGAGCUUAGACAUUGCUGUGCAGAUAUUGAUGACAAUUUUAUGAUUUACAAGGAUCGAAUUGGUUUGGAUCUAAUGUUUAAAUUGCAGCAAUUUGACAGGAUAUUUGCCAAUUUUGAAUAUGAAUAUGUAAAGGCCAUGUUACCCAUAAAAACUGUUAAGGAGAUUGAACAACAACAGGAUCUUAUGGUGCUGUUCAGUGAAAGUGUACAAAGUGCCCUUAAAAGAGGAUUGAUAUCUCAAGAUGAAUUCGAUGAAUGUGAACCAACUGUGAUUAUCAACAUACCUAGACUGGCUAUAAUACACGGUCUCGUACGCUGUGGCCAGGAAAGUCCAAUUCUUAAAAGAGACAAAAGCCAGUUAUCUUCUGUUUUUAAGCCUUUUCAUUCGAGACUUCAUCGUAUUCAUUCGCUUCUUCAAUUCCUAAGACCUGUUGAGAUAGAAAUACUUGAGAAAAUUUUGAUUAACAAAGAUAGUGAAUUAUCGGCUAUGGACUCAUUUUCAUGGUUAAAAGGUGUAAACUUAAUUGGUGACCAUUUAUCACAACGUCGCUACUCUGAUCCAGGAAUUGUUGACCAAGCAUCUGGUUGGCUGGCUGGUAAUGGAGAGGAUGAUGAAGAGGAUGACGGAGAAGAUAAUUAUGAAAACAGUAGAAAAGAUUCAUUUGUAGAAAGGCCGUUGAAAAAGUGUUUCUCAUCAAUAUCAUUGAUGUACAUUUUGACCAAACCGGACUCCAAAGAGUGUGGAAAUUAUUCCGCUAACGAUCGACAAUUAUGUGACGAUAAUGAUAGCCUUGCAUCUAAUGCUACAACUACAACUAACUCAACUGUUGACUCAUUCGAGAUUGCAUUGGCGAUCGGUGCCAAACAUUCCAAAUAUGUUUCUCCUGGUAGCAAAGAGCUACUUCAUAAUCUCUUUGUAUCUGUUGCUGGCAUUGCAGAUCAAUUACAAACAAACUAUGCCAGCGAACUUCGAACCAUCCUUCAAAAUGUAUAUAAUCUUCACAGUUCCAGUUCAGAUGACAAUGAUGAGGACUUGGGUAGCGUUGAAGAAGCUUUAGAAGCUCAAGAGGAUUCUGAAGAUGCUACAUCGGCAUCAUCGUCCAACGCAACUUCACCCUCAGAGGCAGCCAAUAUAACCUUUCCGGGAAGCUCAUAUGUUAAUAGCAAUUCAGUUAAUCAGUUUAAUAGCGCUGGUGGAGUCUGUGGUGCCAGUGAAUCUGGAAAUACCAAUAAUAAUCAUCAUCAUCAACAGUCAACCCAUAAUCAAAUUCAUCCAUCAUCAACCUCUGCCGAAACUUCCAACAUUCUAAAUAACACAAAUCAACGGGAAACAACUCGCCGUCUACUUCCACCCAUAUGGGUACCUGAUGAAAUGGUCUCCGCUUGUAUUUUAUGUGACUCUCAAUUUACCUUAAUACGCCGUCGACACCAUUGUCGCAAUUGUGGUAACAUUUACUGCAACAGUUGCUGUAAUUAUUUUGUUCCCUUAGCUCACUAUGGGUUUCCAAAGCCAGUCCGCGUCUGUACAAUUUGCUAUUACGGAGACCUCAGAGAUAUUGGGAUUCAACAGCCACUACAAAUUAGUUAAUAUCAACUGAUUGUUUAAUAUGAAUUAAUCAUAACACACAAGCUGCAAACAAAAACAAAACGAAAAACAGAUUAUCAUUAAAAUGACUUUUUUUCAUCUAAAUAUAUAUGUUAUAUUUAAGUAAAAAACAAAUGGUAAUCAAACUUGAAACGGUGUAAAUUAUUAUUUUAAUUCAAUUUAUCUAUCUGUAAACAAACGAUACAAAAAUUGGAUUGGAUUAGAUAGCGAGAAAACAAUCACUCGACAAUUUGUACUUGGUCAUUCCUUUCUGUUGAAGGGUGUAAAUUGUUGCUUUCAUUAUCAUUACUGGUUCCACUGUUUAAGCUGUUAGUUAAAGUCAUACAGGAUUCCCAAUAGUUGUCAACAAGAUUACUAACUACAUAACUCAUUGGCACAUCUUUUGAAACAAUAUGAACCAAAAGGUCACAGACUGUUGGAUCUACUGGACAAGGAGAAGUGCCAUUCUUUAUCCGGCUAAAAAUAUGUGAAAAGACGUCCGUUUGAUUAUCACUCGAAUAAAGGAAAUAAGGCGAUGACAAAUCCAUAGGAUAUUGCUGAAAGUCCAGUUUAGGCUCAAUCACGUCACCUUCGAGUGUAAACGCUUUAUGACAAGAAUCAACUAUACGAGUGACACUUGGCGGAUAAACAGUUGAAUCUUUGGUUCCACUUGUUAAAGAUGCGAAGAAAGCUUUUAUCUGUUCUGUUGUGAUCAAAGGAACUGCCAAGACAAACGGUUUACCUGAUUGAAAAAAAACGAUUAAAAAUUGAUUAGCCAGUCAUCAAAUGAUAAUUUAACUCAAAACCCAAUUUAUGGGAAUAACAGUAAUUGAACCCGAAUCCAGAUAAUGAAAGUUUAUGUUAAUAAGCUGUUUUGCAAAAACAAAACAAAACACUAAACGAUAAAGAUAUUAAAAACACUUUUGUCAAUUAAA